AUGUGGAGGAGAGGAGAGGAGGCUGCCUGCAGUGCCUCGGGGACCCAGGCGGCAGCGGGAGCUUGGGACGGGACCGAGGAGUACGUGCAAAUGUUUGGCUGGGGCCCCGGGGCCAGUGCCGACCUGCUUCCUACCUGUUCUCCUCUGGACUUUCACUGCGACAACGGCAAAUGCAUCCGGCGCUCGUGGGUGUGCGAUGGGGACAACGACUGCGAGGAUGACUCGGACGAGCAGGACUGCCCCCCCCGAGAGUGCGAGGAGGACGAGUUCCCCUGCCAGAACGGCUACUGCAUCCGCAGCCUGUGGCACUGCGACGGAGACAACGAUUGUGGGGACAACAGUGACGAGCAGUGCGACAUGCGCAAAUGCUCUGAGAAGGAAUUCCGCUGUAGUGAUGGCAGCUGCAUUGCAGAACAUUGGUACUGCGACGGCGACACGGACUGUAAAGAUGGCUCCGACGAGGAGAGUUGCCCCUCAGCUGUUCCUGCACCCCCCUGCAGCCUGGAGGAAUUCCAGUGUGCCUAUGGCCGAUGCAUCCUGGACAUCUACCACUGUGAUGGGGAUGACGACUGUGGGGACUGGUCUGACGAGUCCGACUGCUCCUCCCACCAACCUUGCCGAUCGGGGGAGUUCAUGUGCGACAGUGGCCUCUGCAUCAAUGCCGGCUGGCGCUGCGAUGGGGAUGCUGACUGUGAUGACCAGUCCGAUGAACGCAAUUGCACCACCUCCAUGUGCACAGCAGAACAGUUCCGCUGUAAGUCUGGCCGUUGUGUCCGGUUGUCUUGGCGUUGUGAUGGGGAAGAUGACUGUUCAGACAACAGUGAUGAGGAGAACUGUGAAAACACAGGAAGUCCCCAGUGUGCCUCAGAUCAAUUCUUAUGUGGGAAUGGGCGCUGUAUCGGCCAGAGAAAGUUAUGUAAUGGUGUCAAUGACUGUGGAGACAGCAGUGAUGAGAGUCCCCAGCAGAAUUGCCGGCCUCGGACGGGUCAGGAGAACUGCAAUGUCAACAAUGGUGGUUGUGCCCAGAAGUGCCAGAUGGUGCGGGGAGCGGUGCAGUGUACUUGUCACACUGGCUACAGACUCAUGGAGGAUGGGCGUUCGUGCCAGGAUGUGAAUGAGUGUGAGGAGGAGGGCUAUUGUAGCCAGGGAUGCACUAAUAGUGACGGAGCCUUCCAGUGUUGGUGUGAGGCUGGCUAUGAACUUCGACCUGAUCGGCGAAGCUGCAAGGCUUUAGGGCCAGAGCCUGUGCUGCUCUUCGCCAAUCGGAUUGACAUCCGGCAGGUGCUACCGCACCGCUCUGAGUAUACGUUGUUACUCAACAACCUGGAAAACGCCAUUGCCCUUGACUUCCAUCACCGUCGGGAACUUGUCUUCUGGUCAGACGUCACCCUGGAUCGCAUCCUUCGAGCCAAUCUCAAUGGCAGCAAUGUUGAGGAGGUGGUGUCUACAGGCCUGGAGAGCCCAGGGGGGUUGGCUGUCGACUGGCUCCAUGACAAGUUGUAUUGGACAGACUCGGGCACCUCAAGGAUUGAAGUGGCCAACCUGGAUGGUGCCCAUCGGAAGGUGUUGCUGUGGCAGAACCUGGAGAAGCCCCGGGCCAUUGCCUUGCACCCCAUGGAAGGUACCAUUUAUUGGACGGACUGGGGCAAUACUCCUCGAAUUGAGGCUUCCAGCAUGGAUGGUUCAGGUCGGCGCAUCAUUGCUGAUACUCACCUUUUUUGGCCCAAUGGGCUCACAAUUGACUAUGCUGGACACCGAAUGUACUGGGUGGAUGCUAAGCACCAUGUCAUUGAACGAGCUGACCUCGACGGAAGUAACCGCAAAGCUGUCAUUAGCCAGGGCCUCCCGCACCCCUUUGCUAUCACGGUGUUCGAGGACAGCCUCUACUGGACAGAUUGGCACACCAAAAGCAUCAACAGCGCCAACAAAUUUACCGGAAAGAACCAGGAGAUCAUCCGGAAUAAACUGCACUUCCCCAUGGACAUCCAUACCCUGCACCCCCAGCGGCAGCCAGCAGGGAGAAACCGCUGCGGGAACGACAAUGGAGGCUGCACCCACCUGUGCUUGCCCAGCGGCCAGAAUUACACCUGCGCCUGCCCCACCGGCUUCCGCAAGACCAGCAGCCACAGCUGUGCCCAGAGUCUUGACAAGUUCCUGCUUUUUGCCCGAAGGAUGGACAUCCGUCGGAUCAGCUUUGACACGGAGGACCUGUCCGACGAUGUCAUCCCACUGGCUGACGUGCGCAGCGCCGUGGCCCUCGACUGGGACUCCCGCGAUGACUACGUUUACUGGACCGAUGUCAGCACCGACACCAUCAGCCGGGCCAAGUGGGAUGGAACGGGGCAAGAGGUGGUAGUAGACACAAGUUUGGAGAGCCCUGCUGGCCUGGCCAUCGAUUGGGUCACCAACAAACUCUACUGGACAGACGCAGGCACAGACCGAAUCGAAGUGGCCAACACAGAUGGCACCAUGAGGACGGUACUAAUCUGGGAAAAUCUGGAUCGUCCUCGGGAUAUUGUGGUAGAACCCAGGGGCGGGUUCAUGUAUUGGACUGACUGGGGUGCAAGUCCCAAGAUUGAGAGAGCUGGCAUGGAUGCCUCGGGCCGCCAAGUCAUCAUCUCCUCCAAUCUGACCUGGCCCAAUGGACUGGCCAUUGACUAUGGGUCCCAACGACUCUACUGGGCUGAUGCUGGCAUGAAGACCAUAGAGUUUGCUGGUCUGGAUGGGAGCAAGAGAAAGGUGCUGAUAGGAACCCAGCUUCCACACCCUUUUGGGCUAACUCUCUAUGGAGAGCGCAUCUACUGGACUGACUGGCAAACCAAGAGCAUCCAGAGUGCAGACCGGCUGACGGGGCUGGACCGUGAAACACUACAGGAGAACCUGGAGAACCUCAUGGACAUCCAUGUUUUCCACCGGCUACGGCCCCCAGUGCACACUCCCUGUGCUGUAGGCAAUGGGGGCUGCAGUCACCUGUGUCUUCGGUCCCCACAUCCCAAAGGUUACAGCUGCACUUGCCCCACAGGCAUCAACCUUCUGCCUGAUGGCAAGACCUGUUCAUCUGGCAUGAGAAGCUUCUUGAUCUUCGCCAGGAGAAUAGACAUCCGCAUGGUCUCCCUGGACAUCCCAUACUUUGCUGAUGUGGUGGUGCCGGUCAAUAUCACCAUGAAGAACACCAUUGCCAUUGGGGUAGACCCCCAAGAAGGAAAAGUUUACUGGUCAGAUAGCACCCUGCGUAAAAUCAGCCGGGCCAACCUGGAUGGCUCCCAGCAUGAGGACAUAAUCACCACAGGAUUACAGACCACCGACGGGCUGGCCGUGGAUGCCAUCGGCCGGAAAGUGUAUUGGACAGACACAGGAACCAACCGGAUUGAAGUGGGCAACCUCGAUGGGUCCAUGCGGAAGGUGUUGGUGUGGCAGAACCUGGACAGCCCCCGGGCCAUCGUGUUGUACCAUGAGAUGGGGUCUAUGUACUGGACAGACUGGGGAGAGAACGCCAAGCUGGAGCGGGCUGGGAUGGAUGGCUCAGACCGCACUGUGCUCAUUAACAACAAUCUGGGCUGGCCCAAUGGGCUGACAGUGGACAAGGCUGGCUCCCAGCUGCUCUGGGCCGAUGCCCACACUGAGCGCAUUGAGGCUGCUGACCUCAAUGGUGCCAAUCGGCGCACCCUGGUGUCACCAGUUCAACAUCCCUAUGGCCUCACCCUGCUCGACUCCUACAUCUACUGGACUGACUGGCAGACCCGGAGCAUCCACCGCGCUGACAAGGGCACAGGGAGCAAUGUCAUCCUGGUGCGGGCCAACCUUCCCGGCCUCAUGGACAUCCAGGCUGUGGAUCGACAAAGGCCACUGGGUUCGAACAAAUGUGGCCCGAAGAACGGCGGCUGCUCUCACCUCUGUCUGCCCCGGCCAGCGGGCUUCUCCUGCGCCUGCCCCACCGGCAUCCAGCUGAAGGGGGACGGGAAGACCUGCGACCCCUCCCCAGAGACCUACCUGCUCUUCUCCAGCCGAGGCUCCAUCAGACGCAUCUCUCUGGACACCAGCGACCACACGGAUGUCCACGUCCCCGUGCCUGAGCUCAACAACGUCAUUUCCCUGGACUAUGACAGCGUGGACGGGAAGGUUUAUUACACGGACGUCUUCCUGGACGUCAUUAGGCGAGCCGACCUGAAUGGCAGUAACAUGGAGACGGUCAUCGGGCGGGGGCUCAAGACCACGGACGGCCUGGCCGUUGACUGGGUGGCCAGGAACCUGUACUGGACGGACACGGGCCGCAACACCAUUGAGGCCUCAAGGCUGGACGGCUCUUGCCGGAAGGUUCUGAUCAACAAUAGCCUGGAUGAACCCCGGGCCAUCGCUGCCUUCCCCAGAAAGGGGUACCUCUUCUGGACAGACUGGGGCCACCUGGCCAAGAUCGAGCGGUCAAACCUGGAUGGCUCCGAGAGGAAGUUACUCAUCAACACAGAUUUGGGCUGGCCCAAUGGCCUCACCCUGGAUUAUGAUACCCGGAGGAUCUACUGGGUGGACGCUCACUUGGACCGGAUCGAGAGCGCCGACCUCAAUGGGAAGCUACGGCAGGUCUUGGUCAGCCACGUGUCCCAUCCAUUUGCUCUCACCCAGCAGGACAGGUGGAUCUACUGGACAGACUGGCAGACCAAAUCAAUCCAACGUGUAGACAAGUACUCGGGCCGGAACAAGGAGACGGUGCUGGCUAAUGUCGAGGGGCUCAUGGACAUCAUUGUGGUCUCCCCACAGCGGCAGACAGGGACCAACGCCUGCGGCGUGAACAAUGGCGGCUGUACCCAUCUCUGCUUUGCCAGAGCCUUGGACUUUGUCUGUGCCUGCCCUGAUGAACCCGAUGACCGGCCCUGCUCUCUAGUGCCUGGCCUGGUGCCCCCAGCUCCCAAGUCCACUGGUACGAGUGAAAAGAACCCAGGGCCACCCAACAUCCCCUCUACCACGUCCCGCUCCUCCACAGCCAGGACCCACACAUCCCUGGAGGAAUCUGAAGGAAACUGCUCAGAGAAAGAUGGUCGCCAGGGCCGCUGUGCACAUUCCAAUGAGGCUGUGCCUGCUGCCCCGGGGGAAGGGCUCCAUGUCAGCUACGUGAUUGGUGGUCUCCUCAGUAUCCUGCUCAUUCUGGUGCUCAUUGCUGCUCUCAUGCUGUACAGACAUAAAAAAUUCAAAUUUACUGAUCCUGGCCUGGGGAACCUGACCUACAGCAAUCCUUCUUACCGGACUUCCACGCAGGAAGUGAAGAUUGAAACCAUCCCCAAACCGGCCAUGUAUAAUCAGCUCUGCUAUAAGAAAGAGGCUGGGCCCGAGCACAACUACACCAAGGAGAAGAUCAAAAUAGUAGAGGGGAUUUGCCUCCUGUCCAGUGGCGGUGACGAUGCCGAGUGGGAUGACCUCAAGCAGUUACGAAGCUCGAGGGGGGGUCUCCUCCUCCGGGACCAUGUGUGCAUGAAGACAGACACGGUGUCCAUCCAGGCCAGCUCUGGCUCCUUGGAUGAUACGGAAACGGAACAGCUGCUCCAGGAGGAGCAGUCAGAAUGCAGCAGUGUCCACACCGCGGCCACCCCGGAGAGACGGGGCUCGCUGCCGGACACGGGCUGGAAACACGAACGCAAGCUCUCCACGGAGAGCCAGGUCUAAGUGCCCAGAUCCCCCUUCCUCUGGUCCCUCUGGUCCUUCUCCCUCAAACAUAAACCAACUGGCCCUAGUGCUCGCUUAAACAACAGGCCCCCUCCUGCCCCCUUUGGUCCUCCUUGCCUCGUCCCUGUCCCCAGCCUCCCCACUGGAGUUGUUCUCACCAUUGUCCACACCUGCCUCUGCACAAGAGACAAUGCCUCAACAGGAGCUCUCAGAUCCAGACUCAGUCGCAAAGCCUGCCCACUCUCACUUGGUCCUGGGAGCAGAGGGCACCCUGAAGUUGGGUCUGGUAUCCUCACUCCCCUCCCUUAACACGUGGAGCUCAGCAUCAGAGGCCACGGCCUCAUUCAUCCUGAGAGAGGUCAACAGAGCUGUU
This is a messenger RNA of Gracilinanus agilis (Agile Gracile Mouse Opossum), 6025 nucleotides long. It is a transcript of the gene LRP4, whose product is annotated as LDL receptor related protein 4. NCBI's taxonomy places the organism in Eukaryota, Metazoa, Chordata, Mammalia, Didelphimorphia, Didelphidae. Gene Ontology annotation, molecular function: protein binding; calcium ion binding. Bases 1 to 5652 code for a protein of 1883 amino acids. The record is from RefSeq and is a predicted model, not a curated record. The transcript has 37 exons.